AUGGGGAGAGCCGGAUGCUGUUACCGCGGGGCUGAGCGCCUCGCGUCCCCGUCUUCAGUGCGCUGGUUCCGGCCAUUGCUGGUGGUGGUCACCGCUCUCGUCUGUGUUGCACCGCAUAUUGGACAAUGCCAAGUGGCUACGCCUCAGUGUCGUAUCCAGAAGUGUACUACAGAGUUCGUCUCCUUGACCUCCCACCUCACCCCAGCGGUGGAUGGUUUUCACGUUGAGUUUUGCAAGGCGCUGCGAGCGUACUCGGCCUGCACACAGAAGACAGCUAAAUCCUGCCGUGGAAACCUAGUCUACCACUCUGCUGUGCUGGGAAUUUCAGACCUCAUGAGCCAGAGGAACUGCUCCAAAGAUGGACCCACUUCAUCCACGUUUCCCGAGACGCAUCAUGAACCCUGCAACUACCAUAGUCGCAUCUACCUCUUCUGUGGGCUGUUUGGAGACCCUCACCUCAGGACUUUUAAAGACAGUUUCCAGACAUGCAAAGUGGAAGGGGCGUGGCCUCUUAUCGACAAUGACUACCUGUCAGUCCAGGUCACAAAUGUACCGGUGGUUACUGGCUCCAGUGCCACGGCAACAAACAAGAUCACCAUCAUCUUCAAGCCCUUCGAAGGCUGCACAGACCAGAGGGUGUACCAGGCAGUCACAGACAACCUUCCUGCUGCUUUUGACGAUGGCACAAUAAGCAGCGGCGAUGCUCUCCACACCUCUUCUGCUGCAGCAGAAGAAGGUCAGCGGAAAGUGCGGGCGCUCUGGAUCUCGGAUCGCAGCCCGGGUCGCCACGUGGAGCUGCAUGCAGGAUAUAUCGGAGUGACAGUGAUUGUUCGCCAAACGGGCCGUUAUCUGACUUUAGCAAUACGUAUCCCAGAGGAAUUGGCCCAAGCUUAUGAUGCUUCCCAAGACCUUCAGCUCUGUCUUAAUGGCUGUCCUAACAGUGAGCGCAUUGACCAGGGGGGGCAUCUCCCCCUGUUCCCCCCUGCACUGGGCCUGCAGCGGCACAGACCUGGUUAUUCUUCAUUGACACAAGCCUCUCCUUAUGGCGGCUCAGAGUUCUUCAGUGUGGACAGAGCAAAGGAGCACUGCAAAGAACAGCUGGAGAUACAUGAUAUUUACUUCCACUCAUGUGUGUUUGACCUCCUGACCACGGGGGACGCUAACUUCACUAUGGCUGCGUACAAUGCACAGAAGGACAUGGAGAGCCUUCACCCACACAGGGACAGAUGGAGGAUCUAUCCCACAGGAGCAGCCUCAUUACCCCCAUAUUCACAUAAAACUCUGUCCCUCUGUCUCCUUGUACUGUGUGCACUCAGCAGAUCUCUGGUCUAA
Messenger RNA from Knipowitschia caucasica, 1332 nucleotides. The record is from the annotation of a GenBank genome assembly. Lineage: Eukaryota; Metazoa; Chordata; Actinopteri; Gobiiformes; Gobiidae.